AUGACGAGCUCUGCUCUGCGUCGUCUCCAGAGUGACACCCAGGACUUUUGGGCUCCAUUGCAUUCGAUUCGUCGUGUUGAUGCAUCGUCUUUAACGCCUCUACAAUUUUAUCGAGACUUUAUAAGUCGCAAUGUACCUGUCGUGUUGUUGAACGUGAUGACGUCAUCAUCGUGGCGACAUGCCGUUGUCAAUUGGCAGAAUGACGAACACCUCGUCACCAAAGCGGGGGACCGUCCGGUGACUGUAGACGUGACACCCUUUGGUGUCGGUGACGCGGUACUCGAGUUCCCGGACCAUCACCAAGAGAUAUUCGUGAUGCCUGAAGAGAGAGACAUGAAAUUAUCAGAAUUUAUGAAACUGCUGAAAAACCGUGACAACUUCGAUGGGGUUCCCUAUCUUUCACAUCAAAAUGAUAGUUUACGAAACCAACUUCCAGGUUUAUUCAAUGAAGUGCCAUCAGCUAUAAAAUUAGCAGUAGAAGCUUUUGGGAAUGAACCGGAAGCUGUAAAUAUCUGGAUUGGGGACGAGAGAGCAAUGUCGACAAUGCACAAAGAUCAUUAUGAGAACAUGUACUGUGUGGCCAAAGGUCAAAAGCACUUUACCCUGUUGCCACCAUCGGCCGUGGGAUGUCUGUAUGAACGGGAGUUUUCGUCAGCAAGAUAUCGUCACGCGGACUCACCUGUUCCCGAUGAAAAAGAAAAACUAGUGAGAGAUGUUGUUGCUACUGAACGUUUUCAUGUAAAAUAUCCUCAACAUAAGAAGUGGACAAUUUGGUCGUCGCUUGAUAAGGGGAAUACUCCGUGGAUUCCAGUGGAUCCGUUAAACAUUGAUACGGAGAGGUAUCCAUUGGCUGAAGCGCUAAAGCCCAUCGAUGUGGUGAUAAAUUCUGGAGAAGUACUGUACUUGCCGUCGUUAUGGUAUCACCGUGCUACGCAAUUGUGUCCUACCAUAUCGGUCAAUUACUGGCACGACAUGGAGUUCGACUGUCGUUAUGUGUACUUUAACUUUGUGCAUGAUAUCGGAGCCGUGAUCAUGAAGUUGGAGGAUCAUGAACAAGAGGCAGAAGAAAAAAGAAAAGUCUAUAGUUUUUCACGGUAG
This is a messenger RNA of Peronospora farinosa, 1098 nucleotides long. Lineage: Eukaryota; Oomycota; Peronosporomycetes; Peronosporales; Peronosporaceae. The record is from the annotation of a GenBank genome assembly.